AACACCUUGCAACUGUGUCAGCGUGCACUGCGCCCGGAGCGCAGGAGUCGCUAGUGCACGAUCGGGCAGGGUCAUCCCUGCCCUCCCCUAACUCGGACAACGCUGGGCUAAUUGUGCGCCGCCCCAUGGAUCUCUCGGUCGCGGCCGGCUGCAACAGAGCCUGGACGAGAAUCCAUAAUCGCUGCGCCACUCCGGAGCACCAUCACCGAAGUUUUUUGUCAAUGUUCCCAGUGGGCGCACAUUGAUUGAAUCAACGUGGUUUCCACUUUAUUUCAAUUAAAUUGUUGAACCAAUUUGGAAAGAUGUUGAAUUGACUGACGGCUGUGCCCAGUGUGUUAUUAUUGUCACACUGACUUUCCUAUGUUUACAACAUUUAACCAUGGAUCAUUUGGAUUUGGAGGUAAAGUGUCAAUUUAUGCUUUGUAUUGCAGAGCACUGACGGCUAGGGUUCGAUGCCAGUCGAUUACUCGAGCAGGACGAUUCUCUCUCUCUCGUGACGUAAAAUCUGGCUAUAAUAAUCUGCACUGUACUUGGAACGGAGGACUCUCAGGCUCGCGCGCCCUCAUUGAUCACUAAAUUCAACAGUAGCAAAGGAGCGAGGUACACAAGAACUGAAGAUGGGAUUUAGAUCACAAAGACAAAAGAUAGCCAACUUUUACAGUCGCCUGGCCAUUGAAUCAAAAAAUAUAAAUUGUAUACUAUAUUGAACAAAAACAUAAUAUUGUAGGCUAAAUCUAAAAGUAUUUGGCAAGAAAUCUGCCAAAUAAAGAUAAAUGGUGAAUGCGCUCUUAAUGUAUGUCGGUCAGCGAUAAUAUAAUGAACAAUAAUUAAUCAUGUAUUUUAGUAAUUUCCUAGCAUUUGGGAACAGUGUGUGAAACACGUUACGCACCCACCCUGUGACAUUCGAGAUUUGUGAAUGAACGGUGAAACCCGCGCGUAACGGCGAUAGACACUCGGGACGAGCCUCGCUGCACACCCCGGGAUUGCCUUGCACCAUCGCCACGCAGUUGAGAUAUCACCUCCUCCAAUCUUCAGUAGACUUGAUGGGACACAGUAUCACCACAAGUAUGUUGUGAGCUUGCACUUGUAAGAACGUUAUUUGAAAAACACUUUUUUUCCCCCAGUGAAACUCAAAGCUAGAGAAAACUACCGCCGCGCAGUAGUCUAGUGGAUGUGUUUUUGACGUAACAAAAUUGUACUGAUGGAAAGAGUAAUAUUUCACCGUGAUUAACGGCGUGGAUUAACGCGACAAGCUGUAGACUAGUCUAUUAAACGGAGGUCUGGACAUUAUGUGAAGGGCUGACAUGGGAGCGAGAGAUAGAGAGACACAUGGCCAGGUAAUGAUGGUAUGAGCUCCGCGCGCACUGCAUGCCCCAACUCUGCCAAACGUCUCCCGGCCUGAGUAAUAUGAGCGUUCGUGAACAUCAUCCAGGAUGUUUUCUGAUCUGGCUGGCCUCAACUACACCUACAACGUGAGCGACGACCCGUUCAGUUCCCUGGACCGGGAGUGGCGCGACGCGCCGAAAGAGACUCUGUCCAGGACUGGCUUCAUCGUGCUCUCUGUGUUCCUGGGCUUGAUCAUGACCUUCGGCUUCCUCAACAACUUCGUCGUACUGCUUCUCUUCUGCAAGUUUAAAACUCUGCGUACUCCGGUCAACAUGCUCCUACUCAACAUCAGCGUGAGCGACAUGCUGGUGUGCACGUUCGGCACCACGCUCAGCUUCACCUCCAGUAUCAAGGGAAAGUGGCUCCUGGGUCGCCACGGCUGCUUGUGGUAUGGCUUCAUCAACUCCUGCUUCGGUAUCGUGUCGUUGAUCUCCCUGGUGGUCCUUUCAUAUGACCGCUACAGUACCCUGACUGUGUACAACAAGCGUGGUCCUGACUACCGCAAGCCCCUGCUGGCCGUGGGGGGCUCCUGGCUGUACUCCCUGAUCUGGACGGUGCCCCCCCUGCUAGGCUGGAGUAGCUACGACCUGGAGGGGGCCGGCACCAGCUGCUCCGUGUCCUGGACCCUGAGGACGGCUCAGUCCCACGCCUACAUCAUCUGUCUGUUCGUCUUCUGCCUGGGCCUGCCCAUCGCCAUCAUGGUCUACUGCUACUGUCGGCUACUGUGGGCAGUCAAACAGGUGGGUAAGAUCCGUAAGACUGCGGCACGGCGGAGAGAGCACCACAUCCUGUUUAUGGUGCUGACCACAGUGGUGUGUUAUUUACUGUGCUGGAUGCCCUAUGGCGUGGUGGCCAUGAUGGCCACAUUCGGCCGGCCCGGCAUCAUCACCCCCGUGGCCGCCGUGGUACCCUCCCUCCUGGCCAAGAGUAGCACGGUCAUCAACCCCAUCAUCUACAUCCUCAUGAACAAACAGUUCUACAGGUGUUUCCUGAUCCUGUUCCGGUGUGAACGGCGCUCCACAGAGAACGGCCUCUCCUCCAUGCCCUCCAAGACCACCGUCAUCCAGCUCAACCGGCGUGUCUACAGCAACACGGUGGCGUGCACCGCCCGGGUCUCCACUGGUAUCCACAACCAUGGCUGCAGCACCCCGGCCACUGAGCGCAACAACCCUCCCGAGGUCACUUCCUGAGCAGGCACGCCGGGAUGACCAACGGGGAAGAGCAAAUGAUGACCGUUGGAUGAUGAUGAUACAGUAGCUAGCUAGCUGAGCGGUGUACUGUGCAAACCAAUAGACCAUCACAAUGUGAACGCUCUGAGCCCCAUGCAUAAACACCCUCGGGGGUCUCUCCUCUGCUCGUGCCCAGCCACUUCGAUUUGUUUACUGAUCGCUGUGUUUACCUGUGCAUGUGUGUGGAUGUGGGAGAGAAAUUGUCCAUGUGUGUGCAAGAGAAAGUAAGUUUAUGUGAGUGGAUGGGGCGGAGGGUGUAAUAUAGUGAGCAUGUGUCCUGCAUGCAUAAGAGGAAGUGUGUGUAUGUGUGUGCAUGUGUGUGUGUGUAUGAAUUCUGUGUGUGUGUAUGAAUUCUGUGUAUGUGUGUAUGAAAUUUGUGUCUGUGUGUGGCUAUGAAUUCUGUGUAUGAAUUCUGUGUGUGUAUGUAUGAAUUCUGUGUAUGUAUGAAUUCUGUACUGUAUGUGUGUGAAUUAUGUGUGUGUGAGUAUGAAUUGUGUGUGUGAAUUAUGAGUGUGUGUGUGUAUGGAUUCUCUGUGUGUGUGUAUGGAUUCUCUGUGUGUGUGUAUGGACUCUGUGUGUGUGUGUAUGAAUUAAUGUGUGUGUAUGAAUUAAUGUGUGUGUGUAUGGAUUCUCUGUGUGUGUGUAUGAAUUAAUGUGUGUGUAUGAAUUAAUGUGUGUGUACCAUUUGAUGUCACUCUGCUCUAUUGACAGUCUGCUUGUCUUGGUGUAAAUACCAUCGCUCAACACACUGGCAAACCACAAAACACACAGCACCAAGUGAAAAGGUGUAUCUCUAUCACCCCCACGACCCCACGCCUCAAACACACUCCGACCCCACGCCUCAAACACACACUCCGACCCCACGCCUCAAACACACACUCCGACCCCAUGCCUCGAACACACACUCCGACCCCAUGCCUCGAACACACACUCCGACCCCACGCCUCGACACACACUCCGACCCCACGCCUCGACACACACUCCGACCCCACGCCUCGAACACACACUCCGACCCCACGCCUCGAACACACACUCCGACCCCAUGCCUCGAACACACACUCCGACCCCACGCCUCGAAAACACAUUCCGACCACACGCCUCAAACACACACUCCGACCCCACGCCUCAAAACACACACUCCGACCCCACGCCUCAAAACACACACCCCCACGCCUCGAACACACACUCCGACCCCACGCCUCGAACACACAC
Messenger RNA from Oncorhynchus keta (chum salmon), 3827 nucleotides. RefSeq names its product teleost multiple tissue opsin 2b (gene tmtops2b). Gene Ontology annotation, molecular function: G protein-coupled receptor activity. The transcript has 4 exons. NCBI's taxonomy places the organism in Eukaryota, Metazoa, Chordata, Actinopteri, Salmoniformes, Salmonidae. The record is from RefSeq and is a predicted model, not a curated record. Gene Ontology annotation, cellular component: membrane; photoreceptor outer segment. Gene Ontology annotation, biological process: visual perception; G protein-coupled receptor signaling pathway. Bases 1434 to 2576 code for a protein of 380 amino acids.